UUGGCUUUCUACGGCCGCCUUUCAUUCUAGCCUGAGCGCUAACCCACAUACAGGCUUUCUACGGCCGCCUUUCAUUCUAGCCUGAGCGCUAACCCUCAUACAGGCUUUCUACGGCCGCCUUUCAUUCUAGCCUGAGCGCUAUCCCUCAUACAGGCUUUCUACUACCACCAUAUUACACAGUAAUACCAGUUCAUCUCUGACACACAGGACAUCUAAAGUUCUAUUUCAACACAAUAGAAAUGAAUGUUUUUCAGCCCCUGUAUUUAUCAUCAUAUUACGUAAGUGUUUCAGCCUGCCCAUGGCCAGAAAAGAGGAACCCGUCAGGGCUGUAUAUAAAUCAAUCGGUCUCUUGAGUUGGACUACCAAGGGCAUUUCUACACGUAACACAGUACUGCUCCAGAGAACUGAAGUCAUUGAACUCCAUACAUCAUGGAGGCUGUCUCCAGCGGUCCACACCCAGCCUCAGGAUUCCUAUCAUCUUUUAAAAGAAGACUCUCUUCCAUCUUGAAGUUCCAAUGGGGUGUAUAUUCCAAACCUUCCCCGGCGAACACGCUAGAGGUCUUCAACCUCUUCUGUUUCUGUCUCAUCAUCGGCGCAGCGAUAGGAGGUCUUCUACACGUGUGGAUGGUCUACAAUCUGAACUACCAACCCUUUCCGUCAAUGGUGGUGUCCAGUACCUGGGGCUGUAUAAUAGUCCUGCUGCUGCUCCUCUUACACCCCGUCCGCUGCGUCCUCUCUAUCUCAGUGCCCUCCCUGGGAACCAAACAGGGCAGGAAGAUCCUCAUUCCCACCGCCCUGGUUAUCGUGGUGACCAGCUGCAUCCCAACAUGACCAGGAACUUGAGCCGCUCUGUUGACAUGAUCAAAGUGCUCCUC
This is a messenger RNA of Salvelinus sp. IW2-2015, 875 nucleotides long. The record is from RefSeq and is a predicted model, not a curated record. Lineage: Eukaryota; Metazoa; Chordata; Actinopteri; Salmoniformes; Salmonidae.